Messenger RNA from Capsella rubella, 4252 nucleotides. RefSeq names its product pentatricopeptide repeat-containing protein At5g55840. The transcript has 5 exons. Lineage: Eukaryota; Viridiplantae; Streptophyta; Magnoliopsida; Brassicales; Brassicaceae. Gene Ontology annotation, molecular function: protein binding. The record is from RefSeq and is a predicted model, not a curated record. The coding region runs from base 53 to 3466 and encodes 1137 amino acids.
CGCAGAGAGGAAGGCGAAACGAUUUUGAAUUGACUGUGUGUUAGAAGCAGCCAUGUCUGGUUUCUCGAGUUUAAUUUCUCACAGAAAUGGAGCAAUCUCUCUGUUGCGUCUCAGUUUUUCAAAAUUUGGAUGUUUCUCUCGAGUUGGGUUUUCUUGCGGCGGCGCUGUGAAACAUUCGAAACGAGAUGAUUAUACUUCUCACGGAGCAUUUGGUGUCUCUGGACUUGAUAUGGAGAAGAGCAUAUAUAACAUUCUUACAAUUGACCGUUGGGGGUCUCUGAAUCAUAUGGAUUAUAGACAGGCUCGUCUUAGACCAGUUCAUGGGAAGCUGGCUUUGAAGUUUCUUAAAUGGGUAGUUAAGCAGCCCGGUUUGGAGAAUGACCAUAUUGUUCAGCUGUUUUCUAUUACUACACAUAUAUUAGUUAGAGCUAGAAUGUAUGACCCUGCAAGGCACAUCUUGAAGGAGUUAACUUGGAUGAGUGGUAAAUCAAGCCUUGUUUUUGGUGCUUUGAUGGCCACAUACCGGCUUUGCAAUUCGAACCCUUCGGUUUUCGACAUUUUGAUUAGAGUAUACUUGAGAGAAGGAAUGAUUCAAGAUUCUCUGGAAAUAUUUCGCUUGAUGGGUCUUUAUGGGUUCAAUCCUUCUGUACAUACUUGUAAUACAAUGCUAGGUUCCAUCGUAAAGAGUGGUGGGGAUAUGUCAGUCUGGUCUCUCUUGAAGGAAAUGCUUAAGAGAAAGAUUUGUCCUGAUGUAGCUACCUUCAAUAUACUAAUUAAUGUUCUCUGCGCUGAAGGAAGCUUUAAGAAGUCGUGUUAUCUCAUGGAAAGGAUGGAGAAGAGUGGUUAUCCCCCAACGAUAGUUACAUACAAUACUGUGCUCCAUUGGUAUUGUAAAAAGGGAAGAUUCAAAGCGGCUAUUGAUCUUAUCGAUCACAUGAAGUCAAAAGGGAUUGACACUGAUGUCUGUACAUAUAAUAUGCUUAUCCACGAUUUGUGCAGAAACAAUAGAAGUGCCAAAGGUUAUUUGUUGCUGAGGGAUAUGAGGAAGAGGAUGAUUUACCCCAACGAAGUCACGUACAAUACGCUUAUUAAUGGUUUUUCUAAUGAAGGAAAGGUGCUCAUUGCUCGUCAACUUUUGAACGAGAUGUUAACCUUUGGACUUUCCCCGAAUCAUGUUACUUUCAAUGCUUUGAUUGAUGGACACAUUAGCGAGGGAAACUUUAAAGAGGCUUUGAAGAUGUUUUAUAGGAUGGAAGCACAAGGUCUUAUACCUACUGAAGUUAGCUAUAGUGUACUUUUAGAUGGGUUGUGCAAAAAUGCAGAGUUUGACCUAGCAAGAGGCUUUUACAUGAGAAUGAAGAGAAAUGGGGUCUCUGUUGGGCGAAUAACAUACACUGGAAUGAUUGAUGGGUUAUGCAAAAAUGGGGUUUUGAAUGAAGCAGUUGUUAUGCUUAAUGAAAUGAGAAAAGAUGGUAUUCAGCCUGAUAUUAUCACAUACUCUGCUCUUAUAAAUGGAUGUUUCAAGGUGGGGAGGUUGAAAUCAGCUAUGGAGAUAGUAUGUAGAAUUUACCGAGCUGGUCUUAGUCCAAAUGGCAUCAUCUACUCGACCCUGAUAUACAACUGUUGCAGGAUGGGAUGCUUAAAGGAAGCAUUAAGAAUUUAUGAAGCUAUGAUCCUCGAGGGCCAUACCCCAAACCAUUUCACGAUAAAUGUACUUAUCACUUCACUAUGUAAAGCUGGUAAAGUGUGUGAGGCAGAAGAAUUUAUGCGUUGCAUGACAAGUGAUGGUAUUCUUCCUAACGCAGUUAGCUUUGAUUGUCUUAUCAAUGGGUAUGGAAGCUUGGGUGAAGGGCUAAAAGCGUUCUCUAUAUUUGAUGAGAUGACCAAAGUAGGUCAUCACCCAACGUUCUUCACAUAUGGUAGUCUGCUCAAGGGAUUAUGCAAAGGUGGGCAUUUGAGACAGGGAGAGAAGUUUCUUAAAAGUCUACAUGAUGUUCCUGCAGCUGUUGAUACUGUAAUGUACAACACACUACUCACUACGAUGUGUAAAUCAGGGAACUUGGACAAGGCUGUCUCACUUUUUGAUGAGAUGGUGCAGCGAAGCAUUCUGCCUGACAGUUAUACAUAUACCAGUCUUAUUUCUGGGUUGUGUAGGCAGGGUAAGACUGUUAUUGCCAUACUAUUUGCUAAGGAAGCUGAAGCUCGAGGUAAUUUACUUCCCAACAAGGUGAUGUAUACCUGUUUUGUGGAUGGUAUGUUCAAGGCCGGCCAAUGGAAGACUGGUUUUUAUUUUCUGGAGCAGAUGGCUAAGCUUGGCCUUACCCCUGAUACUGUUACAACAAAUAUAAUGAUUGACGGUUACUCAAGGAUGAGGAGAAUAGAGAGGACACAUGACCUACUUUUUGAGAUGGGGAACCAAAAUCGAGGUCCUAAUCUGACUACCUACAAUAUUCUAUUGCAUGGGUAUUCAAAGAGGAAAAACGUAUCAACGAGCUUUAUGCUGUAUAGAUCCAUGAUAUGGAGUGGCAUUGUACCUGACAAGCUCACAUGCCACUCUCUUAUCCUUGGGAUAUGUGAAUCCAACAUGUUGGAGAUUGGUCUUAAAUUUUUGAAAGCAUUCAUAUGUCGAGGUUUUGAAGUUGAUAGGUAUACGUUCAACAUGCUAAUCUCCAAGUGUUGUGCAAAUGGAGAGAUCAACUGGGCGUUUGAUCUGGUUAAUGUCAUGAGCAUUUUGGGAAUCGCCCCUGAUAAAAAUACUUGUGAAGCCAUCGUAAGCAUCCUCAACAGGAACCACAGAUUCCAGGAGUCUUGCAUGUUUUUGCACGAAAUGUCGAAGCAAGGUCUAUCUCCCGAAUGUCGCAAAUACAUUGGUCUCCUUAACGGUCUUUGUAGAGUGGGAGAUAUAAAGACUGCAUUUAUGCUGAAGGAUGAGAUGAUAGCACGCAAGAUAUGUCCGGUUAAUGUAGCUGAGAGUGCAAUGGUGAGAGCGCUUGCAAAAUGCGGCAAGGCUGACGAAUCUAUGCUGCUUCUUCAGUCUAUGCUGAAAAUGAAGUUGGUUCCGACUAUUGCUAGUUUCACUACUCUAAUGCACAUGUUUUGCAAGAAUGGUGAUGUCACAAAGGCCUUGGAACUGAGAGACGUCAUGAGCAAUUGUGGGCUGAAGCUUGAUCUUGUGUCGUACAAUGUAUUGAUUUCUGGACUAUGUGCUAAAGGUGAUAUGGCAGUUGCAUGUGAACUCUAUGAAGAGAUGAAACAAGAUGGAUUAUUAGCUAAUGCGACCACCUACAAAGCUCUCAUCAGUGGAAUACUUUCCCGAGAAACCAACAUUUCUGGGACUGAUAUCAUCCUGAAAGAUUUACUUGCUAGAGGAUUCAUAACAUCCACGAGCGUUUCACAAGAUUUACGCAAAACCUUGACAGUGGUCAUGGAGAAGCUGAAGACCUUGCAAACUAACAUGAAGAGAUAACAUCAGGACAAGCUAUAACAGUAAUCAUAUGAUCAACUUUCCUAUGCAAAUGAGUGUUGAUGCUUUUCUCAAUCAUCGGCGUCUCUGUAACACGAUGAUAUCGUGCAGUUUAUCGCCCUAAAGAGCUGGAUAUGCAGAGUAAUGUUCUCUGAAGGAACUGCUUUGUCUGAUUCACAUUCUUGGUGUGAGUGCCAGUCAGUUCCAGAAGCUUAAACAUUAAAGCUUGUACCGUUAUACAGAACAAGACAAGCAAGACAGUGAAGCUGCACCAUUACUGGCUCCUUUCUCUGACAAAUACAACUCAAAAAACUAUCAGGAGACUUUGAUUGAAUCUCUUAAACUUCCAGAGACAAAGCAGGGGAGGGGGGAACAAGCUCUUAAUAGCUGGAUCUGUGUUGUCAAAUCAUGUGCUGAAUUCACCUGUAAUCAAUCUGGACUUCACCAAAACCAAUUCAGAUAAUAGUUCAGAGAAACAUGAUGCAGAGCCAUGGAAGCAACAAAUAAAAGAAAGCGUCUUCUGUGUCUUUGAGGAUUUUUUUUUCGAUGAAUGUCGGAACAACGAGAGAAACUAGUUGUUGUGUUGGGAUGGUGUCUGAUGGGAUCUCUUGAUGCAGACAGAAUCUAACAGUUCGUCAGAUUGCAUCACUGGAUAUGUUCCAUUUUGCAGUACCCACUCGUGAGCCUCUCCUGUAACACAUACAUUAUUAUAUGUUUAAAUGUGUUGAUUGUCUGUUAGUCUACUAACAAUUUUUAUUUUACAUACAAAUAUGUAACAUGUUUAGAUCA